AGCAGCAUGAGUGUGGACGAGGACGCCCGAUGGCUGGAGUGGGUCACCAGACAGUUUGAGAGCAUCGCCGGGGACGACAAAGAGAUCGACAUCGACGAGUUCAAAACGGCUCUCAAGGUCAAAGAGUCCUUCUUCGCCGAGCGGUUCUUCUCGCUGUUCGACUCCGACGCCAGCGGCUCCAUCAGCCUGGACGAGCUGCUGGAGGCUCUGGACCUGCUGAUCCACGGCAGCGAGACGGACAAGCUCAGGUUCCUGUUCCAGGUCUACGACGUGGACGGCAGCGGCUCCAUCGACCCUGACGAGCUGCGGACGGUCCUGAAGUCGUGUCUGCGUGAGAGCGCCAUCUCUCUGCCGGAGGAGAAGCUGGACGACCUGACGCUGGCGCUGUUCGAGUCGGCGGACCGGGACAGCAGCGGAUCCAUCACCUUCGAGGAGCUCAAGGCCGAGCUGGAGAACUUCCCAGAGGUCAUGGAGAACCUCACCAUCAGGUCCCAAACUCCGCCUAUCACUCUAUAA
This is a messenger RNA of Etheostoma cragini (Arkansas darter), 516 nucleotides long. It is a transcript of the gene nox5, whose product is annotated as NADPH oxidase, EF-hand calcium binding domain 5. Bases 7 to 516 code for a protein of 169 amino acids. Gene Ontology annotation, molecular function: kinase binding; calcium ion binding. Gene Ontology annotation, biological process: calcium-mediated signaling. NCBI's taxonomy places the organism in Eukaryota, Metazoa, Chordata, Actinopteri, Perciformes, Percidae. The transcript is spliced from 3 exons. The record is from RefSeq and is a predicted model, not a curated record.